Molecule: messenger RNA, 1758 nt
Organism: Suncus etruscus (white-toothed pygmy shrew)
Lineage: Eukaryota; Metazoa; Chordata; Mammalia; Eulipotyphla; Soricidae
Gene: SLC16A11
Product: solute carrier family 16 member 11
Exons: 4
Coding region: 190-1719 (509 amino acids)
Biological process (GO): transmembrane transport; monocarboxylic acid transport
Molecular function (GO): monocarboxylic acid transmembrane transporter activity
Source: RefSeq, a predicted model, not a curated record
CCGGCCCCCGUGGGAGGCUGUUGACUCGGAAAGCCGUCCACGCGCGGCUCCGUCUCGCCUCGCUCCUCCCCGGGAGCCCGGCCCGCCGAGCCUGUCCGCGCCGCCCCUGCCCCCGACACCCCGGGAGGCCGGGUAAGGGGCCGCGGAGCCGCCGGGUGCCCACCACCCACCCGUCCACCCCCGACGGCGAUGACGCCCAAGCCGGCCGGUCCCCCAGACGGGGGCUGGGGCUGGGUGGUGGCCGUGGCGGCCUUCGCGGUGAACGGGCUCUCCUACGGGCUGCUGCGCUCCCUGGGCCUGGUGCUCCCUGACCUCGCCGAGCACUUCGACCGGAGCGCUCAGGACACCGCGUGGGUCAGCGCCCUGGCCUUGGCCGUGCAGCAGGCAGCCAGUGAGGCGGGCACGGGGGGGGGGGUGGGCGAUGCAACCCGGGGCAGUGCCAGGUGGGGCCCGCGGGAGCUCCGGGACGGGGUUGCUGUCAAAGGGAGGAGCUCCGGGGCCAGGGGUUCGAGGCCCGCAGUUUGGGCCGGGGCGGGCGCCCCACAGCGUGUCCUGUGCAGACUCCGCUGCCUUGCAGGUCCAGUGGGCAGCGCCCUGAGCACUCGUUGGGGGGCGCGGCCCGUGGUGAUGGCCGGGGGCGUCCUCACCUCGCUCGGCCUGGUCUUCUCGGCGUUCGCCAGCAGCCUGCUGCACCUCUACCUCGGCCUGGGCCUCCUUGCGGGCUCCGGCUGGGCCCUGGUGUUCGCCCCGGCCAUCGGCACCCUCUCCCGCUACUUCUCCCGCCGUCGAGUGUUGGCCGUGGGGCUGGCACUCACCGGCAACGGGGCCUCCUCGCUGCUCCUGGCGCCCGCCCUGCAGCUCUUGCUAGACAGUUUCGGCUGGCGGGGAGCCUUGCUCCUCCUGGGCGCCAUCACCCUGCACCUCACCCCCUGCGGCGCCCUGCUCCGACCCCUCGCGCUCAGCGGGGACCCCGCAGCAAAGCCUCGAGGGCCCCUGGCUGCCCUCGGCCUGGGUCUCUUCUCCAGGCGCGCCUUCCUGGUGUUUGCCCUGGGCACUGCCCUGAUAGGGGGCGGGUACUUCGUGCCCUACGUGCACUUGGCCCCGCACGCUUUAGAUCGCGGCCUGGGGGGCUACGGGGCCGCGCUGGUCGUGGCAGUGGCUGCAGUGGGGGAUGCCGGCGCCCGGCUGGUCUGCGGGUGGCUGGCAGACCAGGGCUGGGUGCCCCUCCCGAGACUGCUGGCCGUGUUCGGAGCCCUCACGGGACUGGGGCUGCUGGCGGUGGGGCUGGUGCCAACCGUGGGCAAUGAGGACAGCUGGGGGGGUCCCCUCUUGGCCGCGGCUGGAGCAUACGGACUGAGCGCUGGGAGUUAUGCCCCACUGGUGUUCGGUGUGCUCCCAGGGCUGGUGGGCAUCGGAGGUGUUGUACAGGCCACAGGGCUGGUGAUGAUGCUGAUGAGCCUUGGAGGGCUUUUGGGCCCUCCCUUGUCAGGCUUCCUGCGAGACGAGACAGGAGACUUCACUGCCUCCUUCCUUGUAUGUGGCUCUUUCAUAAUUUCUGGUAGCUUGGUCUAUAUGGGGCUGCCCACUGCGCUGCCCUCCUGCAGGUCAACUUCACUUCCAGCCACCCCUCCCGCUGAGAGGGGAGAGCUACUCCCUGUUCCACAGGUUGUUCUGCCCUCCUCAGGUGGACCUCACCCCACUCUGGACACCACUUGUUAACAAUCAGUCCUCUCCCAAAUAAAGUACUCUUUCUUUUUU